CGGCUGGGGCUGCGGGGGCGGCGACGGCGGGAGCGGCAGUGGCGGCGGCGGCGGGUCCGGAGGUGGCGGCAGGUGGCCCCGCGCGUGGCGGCCGGCCCGGCCGGGGGCGGGCGGGAAGGUGGUGCCUCGGGCGGGGGCCGGUCCCUGCACCAGGUGACCUGUUCCGGCCCGGAUCCGGGCGGCCUCGCCAUGCAGCGGCGCGGCGCGGGGCUCUGGUGGCCGCGGCAGCAGCAGCAGCAGCAGCAACCCCCGCCGCCCGCGGUCGGCCCCCGGGCCGCAGCCAUGGCCCCCCCAGGUGGCGGCGUCCCCCCGGGCCUCGGCGGCAGCCCUGCCUGCGCGCUGCUCCUGCUCUGCUACCUGAAUGUUGUACCGUCUUUGGGGAGGCAGACUUCCCUGACGACAUCAGUGAUACCUAAAGCUGAGCAGAGCGUGGCUUACAAAGACUUUAUUUAUUUUACCGUCUUUGAAGGAAAUGUUCGCAACGUUUCCGAAGUCUCGGUUGAGUAUUUAUGCUCUCAGCCUUGUGUCGUCAAUUUGGAAGCAGUUGUUUCAUCUGAGUUCAGAAGUAGCAUUCCCGUGUACAAAAAAAGGUGGAAGAAUGAGAAACAUCUUCACACCAGCAGGACACAAAUAGUACACGUGAAAUUUCCCAGCAUUAUGGUUUACAGAGAUGAUUAUUUCAUCAGGCACUCCAUCUCUGUAUCUGCAGUGAUAGUACGCGCCUGGAUUACUCACAAACACAGUGGCGGAGACUGGAAUGCUAAAUGGGAGGAACACGUGCUCCACGCAGUAGCAAAGAACUACACCCUGCUGCAGACCAGCCCGCCUUUUGAACGCCCUUUCAAAGAUCAUCAAGUGUGCCUUGAGUGGAACACGGGUUAUAUUUGGAACCUUCAGGCAAACAGGAUUCCACAGUGUCCUCUGGAAAAUGACGUGGUUGCCCUGCUUGGCUUUCCUUAUGCCUCCAGUGGAGAAAACACGGGCAUUGUCAAGAAGUUCCCGAGGUUUCGAAAUCGAGAGCUGGAAGCCACUCGACGCCAGCGGAUGGAUUACCCAGUGUUUACUGUUUCAUUGUGGCUUUAUUUACUCCAUUAUUGCAAGGCCAGCCUCUGUGGGAUUCUGUACUUUGUUGACUCUAAUGAGAUGUACGGCACGCCUUCUGUAUUUCUUACGGAAGAGGGCCAUUUGCAUAUUCAGAUGCAUCUUGUCAAAGGAGAAGACCUUGCUGUAAAAACUAAGUUCGUCAUACCUUUGAAGGAGUGGUUUCGACUGGAUAUCUCUUUUAACGGAGGCCAGAUAGUAGUAACCACUAGCAUCGGACAGGAUUUGAAAAGCCACCAUAAUCAGACUAUUAGCUUCCGGGAGGAUUUCCAUUAUAAUGACACAGCUGGGUACUUCAUUAUCGGAGGGAGCAGGUAUGUGGCUGGCAUUGAAGGGUUUUUUGGACCCCUGAAGUACUAUCGCCUUCGCAGUCUGCACCCCACCCAGGUUGUUAAUCCCCUUCUUGAGAAGCAACUUGCUGAACGAAUCAAGUUAUAUUAUGAAAGGUGUGCUGAGGUUCAAGAAAUAGUCUCUGUGUAUGCAUCCGCAGCACAGCACGGGGGCGAGAGACAAGAAGCAUGCCACCUCCACAACUCCUACCUGGACCUCAAGCGCAGGUAUGGGAGACCCUCGAUGUGCAGAGCCUUCCCCUGGGAGAAAGAGCUGAAAGACAAACACCCCACCUUGUUCCAGGCAUUGCUGGAGAUGGAUUUGCUGACCGUGCCAAGGAACCAAAAUGAAUCUAUAUCAGAAAUCGGGGGGAAGAUAUUUGAAAAGGCUGUAAAGAGACUCUCUAGCGUUGAUGGUCUUCACCAAAUUAGCUCUAUCGUCCCCUUUCUGAUGGAUUCCAGCUGCUGUGGAUACCAUAAAGCAUCCUACUACCUCGCAGUCUUUUAUGAGACUGGACUAAAUGUUCCUCGGGAUCAGCUGCAGGGCAUGUUGUAUAGUUUGGUUGGAGGCCAAGGGAGUGAGAGGCUGUCUUCAAUGAAUCUUGGGUACAAGCACUACCAGGGUAUUGACAGCUACCCCCUGGACUGGGAACUGUCGUAUGCCUACUACAGCAACAUUGCCACCAAGACACCCCUUGACCAGCACACGCUGCAAGGGGAUCAGGCAUAUGUUGAAACAAUUAGACUAAAAGAUGAUGAAAUACUCAAGGUACAAACCAAAGAAGAUGGAGAUGUCUUUAUGUGGUUGAAACAUGAAGCUUCCCGGGGCAAUGCAGCGGCUCAGCAACGAUUGGCCCAGAUGCUGUUCUGGGGGCAGCAAGGUGUGGCCAAGAAUCCCGAAGCAGCCAUCGAGUGGUACGCCAAGGGCGCCCUGGAGACAGAGGAUCCUGCGUUAAUCUAUGACUAUGCCAUUGUGCUGUUCAAGGGUCAAGGAGUAAAAAAGAACAGACGGCUUGCCUUAGAGCUGAUGAAGAAAGCAGCUUCCAAGGGAUUGCAUCAGGCAGUCAAUGGCCUGGGAUGGUAUUACCACAAAUUCAAGAAAAAUUACGCCAAAGCAGCAAAGUACUGGUUAAAAGCGGAAGAAAUGGGGAACCCGGAUGCAUCAUACAAUCUUGGAGUCCUGCAUUUGGAUGGCAUCUUCCCCGGAGUUCCUGGAAGGAAUCAAACUUUAGCUGGUGAAUAUUUCCAUAAGGCUGCGCAAGGCGGACACAUGGAAGGGACCUUGUGGUGUUCUCUCUACUAUAUCACAGGCAACCUGGAGACAUUCCCUAGAGAUCCUGAGAAAGCCGUUGUAUGGGCAAAACAUGUAGCUGAGAAAAAUGGCUAUUUGGGUCAUGUCAUUCGCAAAGGCCUCAAUGCCUACCUGGAAGGCUCAUGGCAUGAAGCUUUGCUGUAUUAUGUUUUAGCAGCAGAAACUGGAAUUGAAGUGUCACAGACAAAUUUAGCACACAUCUGUGAGGAGAGGCCAGACCUGGCCAGGAGAUACUUGGGUGUUAAUUGUGUUUGGAGAUACUAUAACUUCUCUGUUUUUCAAAUCGAUGCUCCUUCCUUUGCAUAUUUGAAGAUGGGGGACCUUUACUACUAUGGCCACCAAAACCAGUCACAAGACCUGGAGUUGUCUGUGCAGAUGUACGCCCAAGCUGCCCUGGAUGGAGACUCCCAGGGAUUUUUUAACCUGGCCCUGCUAAUUGAGGAAGGUACUAUAAUCCCACACCAUAUCUUGGAUUUCUUGGAAAUUGACUCAACUCUCCAUUCUAAUAACAUCUCUAUUCUCCAAGAACUGUACGAAAGGUGCUGGAGCCACAGUAACGAGGAGUCCUUCAGCCCCUGUUCCUUGGCCUGGCUUUACCUGCACUUGCGGCUUCUCUGGGGCGCCGUCCUGCACUCAGCCCUGAUCUAUUUUCUGGGAACCUUUCUCCUGUCCGUAUUGAUCGCCUGGUCUGUGCAGUAUUUCCAGUCUGUCUCAGAGUUUCUCCAUGUUGAGCUGGCUGGUCUCGAACUCCUGACCACAGGUGAUCCGCCCACCUCAGCCUCCCAAAGUGCUGGGAUUACAGGUGUGAGCCACCAUGCCCGGCCCAGAAUCACAAUACUUUAAAGCAGUGAUUGUCACCUGUCUCAAAUCCAUUGCCCCUCACAUAGGAAAUAUUUUGUAGCAUAUUUUUUAGUACCUUGAAAUGAAAUUCAUUAUAAUUAACCCAUCUACGCACAAUUUAAAAAGUCAAUAUAGGGCCCUAACAGCAAUAUAAAGCGGAAAUAAAAAGAAAGUAAUUAUAAUAAAAUAACUUUGAGUUCAGUAAGUAAAUUCUCGCCCAGUAUUUCUUAAUUUUAAUGUUCAUAUGAAUCAUCCAGCAUUCUUAUUAAAUGCAGAAACCGGUUCAGGAGGUCUGGCUCAGUGGAUUUUGGUUCAGUAGCUAGGCCCUGAGACUUGGCAUUUCUAGCAAAUUCCUAGAUAUGCCCACACUGCUGUUUAGUAAGAUCAUGGUUUGAGUAGUAAGGGCCUAGAAUUUAAAAAAAAAAAAAAAAAAAAAAAACUCCACACGUUUCUGAAAUGUGCCCCCACAGUGGUACCUGCCAGCCCUGUUAGAACUGAUGUUAACAGUUGAAAUAUGGGCCGGGCAUGGUGGCUAACGCCUGUGAUCCCAGCACUUUGAGAGUC
Messenger RNA from Sapajus apella (tufted capuchin), 4146 nucleotides. RefSeq names its product SEL1L family member 3 (gene SEL1L3). The transcript has 24 exons. Gene Ontology annotation, molecular function: protein binding. NCBI's taxonomy places the organism in Eukaryota, Metazoa, Chordata, Mammalia, Primates, Cebidae. Bases 190 to 3585 code for a protein of 1131 amino acids. The record is from RefSeq and is a predicted model, not a curated record.